UGCAGUGAAUACAGACGAGUGACACGUAACUCGAGUUGAGUCGGACAGAGAACGAAAACAAACCCCAUCUGGAAGCGCGCGGUUUACAGAACUCUAAAGAUGUCUGGCAAAAUAUUGACCAAAUCAUGUUUAUUCCUGCUCCUCGUUCAAAUGGUGGUGAGUGAAUACUGUUCCCAGGCCUGUGACUGCCCUGUUGAGACGCCACUCUGUCCAGUGGGGACCAGCCUGGUGCUGGAUGGCUGUGGUUGUUGUAAGGUGUGUGCCAGGCAGGCUGGGGAGCCUUGCUCACCCCUGGAGCCCUGUGACCACCAUAAAGACCUCUACUGUGAUUAUGCCUUGCUGAGUGACACAGAAACUGGCAUCUGCAUGGCCCAAGAAGGCCAGACAUGUGACCUGGGUGGUGUGAUCUACCGCAGCGGAGAGACGUUCCAGCCCAACUGUAAGCACCACUGUGUCUGCAUGAAUGGAGAGAUUGGCUGUGUGCCAACCUGUGCCAGUGCCCUUCGUCUGCCCUCUCCAGACUGCCCAUACCCACGACGGAUUCAGAUCCCCAACAAGUGCUGUGAGGAGUGGGUGUGUGACCAAAUCCCCCAAGAGGACUCAUACCUGUCAGCCAUGGCUGUGUACAGAAAACUACAGAGCCCUGAGGCUGAAAGCGCACAGGUCAACUGCAUUGUGCAGACUACGGACUGGAGCGAGUGUUCGACCACCUGUGGAAUGGGUUUGUCCUCACGUGUCACUAAUGACAAUGAACGAUGCCAACUGGAGCGGCAGACUCGCCUCUGCAUGAUCCGGCCAUGUCUUGGCCAGCAAGAGAGCAACAUCAAGAAGGGUAAGAAGUGUGUGCGGACUCCCAAGACCCAGCAAGGCAUGCGCUUUGAGCUGUCUGGCUGCCAAAGCACACGGACAUACAAGCCCAGAUUCUGCGGUGUGUGUACGGAUGGACGCUGCUGCACUCCGCACACCACUAUCACUGCCGAGGUGGAGUUCCGUUGUCCUGAGGGAGACUUCUUCAGGAGGAAGAUGAUGUUCAUUAAGACCUGCUCCUGCCACUAUGACUGCCCACGUGAAAAUGACAUCUUCUUUGCAUCAAACUCAAGGCGAAUGAUAGGAGACUAUGAUAAUGACAUGUGAGACACUGGUAGAAGUUGUAGGCCUGCACAUAGUCAGUAGCACAUGCUCCCACUCACCUCCUGAUGGUCUAGCAUAUGUGUAUACAAGGCAGCUUCCUGUGGGUUUUUUUUCCAGAUUUUAUAUUUGAUUUCUGAAGCAUGAAAAAGGAAUGUCUGAUUUCAAGAAGAGUCUCACUUGGCUCUAUAGCUUUUCUUUUGCCAUGUUUUGUAGCAUUUUUGUGCAGCUCUGAAGUCAUCUUGCUCUUUGACUGGUUUUCCCGUUUAUGCAUGCAUGCAUAGGCAAGAGUGGACCUGAAGCACUGAGGACUAUAGAUUUUAAUGCAUUUGGAAAAUAUAGGUUACAUUUAGUUUGAAACUAUACAUUUUCUACCCUGGAAUGUUUCUCUUGAUUGAAUGAAAUGACAACAAUUUUAUCAUUUGACAUAACAUUGAUAUGUUAAAAUGUAGCCCUUUCUUGUAUGGUUCAGUAUUAUUUAUAACUAUGAGUCUUCUCAUACAUUGAGGAUUCAUGGUUGACUAUUGACAACUCGCUCUCAUUUAAGAGGCCUUACCACAAAUAUACACAAUUGCACAUAAUUGCAUUAGUUAGUACAUUGACUCCCAAGAGUUAUUGGCGAGAGAAUAAUAUGUUACAAAUUGGGUUAAAUUAGAUAUAAUACAUGAUAUUGUUUACUUUUUAUUUAAAGAAGAUGAAUCGAAAUAUUCAAAAUAUUGACGAAUACACAUUGUGUAAAUACUGUAAGAAGACUCUGUACAGUUUUAUACUAAUUUAAAUGUUUAAACUUUAACUUUAAAAAUGUAGUUGUACUGUAUUAUUCUGUUUUCACUGUAACCACCAGGCAAAGAUACAAGUGAGUUUAUUCCUGAUGCACUUUUGUUUGUUUUCCAAUAAAGAAAUUAUAUUUUUAUACAUA
Electrophorus electricus (electric eel) is the source of this 2047-nucleotide messenger RNA. It is a transcript of the gene ccn2b, whose product is annotated as cellular communication network factor 2b. Gene Ontology annotation, molecular function: heparin binding; integrin binding. Gene Ontology annotation, biological process: cell adhesion; positive regulation of cell differentiation; signal transduction. NCBI's taxonomy places the organism in Eukaryota, Metazoa, Chordata, Actinopteri, Gymnotiformes, Gymnotidae. Gene Ontology annotation, cellular component: extracellular region; extracellular matrix. The record is from RefSeq and is a predicted model, not a curated record.